GCUGCUCUGCCGCCCAGGCCCAUGGCCGCAUCCCUGGCGCUCGUGGCGGGGGUCCUGGCGGGGGCGGUGCUGCCCCUCUGGAGCGCGCUUCCGCAAUAUAAAAAGAAAAUCACAGACAGGUGCUUCCACCACUCUGAGUGCUACAGUGGCUGCUGCCUCAUGGACUUGGACUCUGGUGGAGCCUUCUGUGCCCCCAGGGCCAGAACAACCAUGAUCUGCUUGCCCCAGACCAAGGGAGCUACCAACAUCAUCUGCCCUUGCCGGAUGGGCUUGAGGUGCAUAUCCAGGGACUUGAUGUGUGUCCACCGGUGCCAUAUGAUUUAGAGGAAGAUGCAGGCUGGUGACUGCUCCCUUGGGGCCGUAGGCCCUGGGUGCCACCAACUUGCUCCAAAUCCAGCUCCUGAGACAUUAAAGUCACUUCCUGUC
This is a messenger RNA of Symphalangus syndactylus (siamang), 426 nucleotides long. RefSeq names its product colipase like 2 (gene CLPSL2). The record is from RefSeq and is a predicted model, not a curated record. Lineage: Eukaryota; Metazoa; Chordata; Mammalia; Primates; Hylobatidae. Gene Ontology annotation, cellular component: extracellular region. Gene Ontology annotation, biological process: response to food; digestion; lipid catabolic process. Gene Ontology annotation, molecular function: enzyme activator activity.